Molecule: messenger RNA, 1669 nt
Organism: Nelumbo nucifera (sacred lotus)
Lineage: Eukaryota; Viridiplantae; Streptophyta; Magnoliopsida; Proteales; Nelumbonaceae
Product: 2-oxoglutarate (2OG) and Fe(II)-dependent oxygenase superfamily protein
Source: RefSeq, a predicted model, not a curated record
UUAAAUACGGGAAGACAACGCUGAACCUGAAAGCCAUAUUUCUCUGGUGUGGUUUGUCGAUUGUCGCCCGCAAUGGCAUCAUCCACUCACAAGCACCAACCUCUGCCAACCUUGCACGGCGUAACCGCAGCUCCGCCACCAACACCAUCAACGCAGCCCAACCGACUCUCCUCCUCCGACGCCGCCGACGCUCUCUCACGUUUACUUCACCGCCUUCCACCCACCCUCUCUCUCCCUUCUCGUCUCUCCCCACCCACAAUCUCACCUCCUGUCAUAUCCAUCUCUGAGCAAAACCUUAACCUCCGUGAAGACCUCCUCUCAUCCUCCUCGGAACUCGGUUUCUUCCAGCUCACCAACCAUUCCAUCCCCUCCCAACUCGCUCAAUCAGCCGAGCUCGAGUCGCUUUCUCUCUUCGACCUUCCUCACGACAAGAAGCAACAGUCCUUUCCCAAAAACUGGCCCGCCGGCUUCGAUGACGAAGAAGAGGACGGAGAUCGGAGCGGUGGCGAAUCGUUCUGCUUUGACGUGCACUCUUGUACCGAGUCAACUGAGUGCCCCUUGUCAUCUUUGAUGGAGUUCGCUCGUGCUCUGGAGAAGGUAGGUUUCGAGAUCGUUGAGGGGCUAUCACGCGCCAUGGGUUUUGAGAACCCCUUGGGGAACGACGGCACUCGUUCAUGCUCGUUGAUGUGGGUUGCCGAAGGUGUCGCUGGUAAAAAACCGGUCUUUUCGGGCCGGUUUUAUCCGUAUGUAAUCGCAUUGCAGUAUCAGAUCAGGUGUCGGAAAUAUUCGAUGCUGGCCGAUUCCGGUUGGGUGACCGUAUCGCCACUAGUCGACUCUGUCCUGGUUACCAUCGGGGACAUCGCUCAGGUAUGGAGCAAUGGGAAGUUGAAGAAAGUAAGAGGGAGAGCAGCGGCGAAUUCAGGGAAUGGAGACAAGUCGGGUUGCGUAACGAUGUCGCUGCUGGUGACUCAACCAAUGGACAGCACUGUAUCUCCCCUCCUUCCGUCGGUGGUAGCUAGAGAAGAAGCUGGUGGUGAUGGUGAAGACGAUGACAACGACAACAGCAGCAGCAAGGGAGAGUGUGAGAACAAGGAGAAGGAGGACGGUGGUGAUGGCAAGGCCAAGGGAGAAGAAGAUAAAGAUGAGAAGAGGGUGUUCUGCUCGUUUCGUUUCGAGGAUUACGCAUGGAGAGUUUAUCACGAAAGGUUACUCUUCAAGGAUCCUCUGGACAGAUACCGCAUCUAAAUAUCGGGUAUAUAUGCACGAAGGAAAUCUUAAUUUGGAUGCUGCUGCUGCUUCUGCUUGUCCCUGUGGCAAUUAAUGCUUAUAUAAUGCAUUAAUUCUUUGACACUUGAACACUCUUGUUCUGGUAUUACUGCUACAGACCUCGCGGCGUAGGAGGCCCAGACAGACAACCCUUAUUGCCGUGAAAAUUCUUGAGAGGAGGACGGAUUAAUGGCGAUUCACUUUUUUAAUUUUCAAUUCCCUUUCUUCUCUGAUCAUUUACUGUUAUUGGACUUGCACACUCACCUUUUACUUUUUUUCUUUUAGUUGUUGUAUUUCUCUACUUACCUCCGACUCCGAGAUAAAUGAGCGAGGGCCGAUGGGUUUCAUGUACUUUUGGUUUGAGCCUCUGAUCUCGUCACAUGGAUAUCAGGAUGUCGUCUUA